GACAGACUCACUCUCUGACAGCCAUCAUUCUGACAAUGAAAAAUCUAAUGAAAUCGACAAUCCUAGAAGAAAAGAAAAUUAAUUAAUUCAUCUUUUUAAAAAUAUAUUAACAGUUUUAAACAGGUCAUCAUGUCUCUUUCUCCAUUCUUCCGUAGUCCUUUCACCGACCUUACGGGUGGCUUGAUCUCCCAUCAACUAAUGGAUCGUUGCAUGAAAGAAGAAAGCCGAUAUAUGGAAUGUCUGGAAGCCUAUGGCUUAGAUCGCGGAGUCAAAAAGUGUGAGCACCUAUUCAGCGAUUUCCAUGAAUGUCAGACUUUGACAAAGCAGUUCAAGAGAUUUGUGGCUAUGCGAAAUGAGCGAGACAGGCAGAUAGCUGAGGGCAAGCUGAAGGGUGACCAGCAAUAUGUCACACCCAGGGUGGACAGUUACUAAACAGCUGUAGUUAAUGUAAACAAAAAAUAGUUGUUUUAAGUGAAUAUAAUUUAAUAUAAUCAAA
This is a messenger RNA of Amyelois transitella, 496 nucleotides long. Its product is annotated as NADH dehydrogenase [ubiquinone] iron-sulfur protein 5. The record is from RefSeq and is a predicted model, not a curated record. NCBI's taxonomy places the organism in Eukaryota, Metazoa, Arthropoda, Insecta, Lepidoptera, Pyralidae. Bases 130 to 432 code for a protein of 100 amino acids. The transcript has 3 exons.